CUCGUGCUGUUUCCUCCCUUAGCCCCGGAAGCGGUCGCUCUUCGGCUUUGCUGCCGGGCUGGAUUGCGCAAAGCGCAUCCGGGAUCCCAGGCGGGCGAUGCGCUUCGGGGCAGGUUUGCGCGGCGCAGGUAGCGCGCAGCUGCUGCUGCUCCUCCUCCUCUUUCAGCGGCUUCCCUCCGCUUUGGGGGCCGCCGAGAAGGACGAAACCAUGGUUCAGCUGCCUGGCGGGACGGUGCGAAUCCCAUCCAGCUCGUUUAAUGGUAAAAAAGAAGAUUCUCCCGCCAGCAGAGUCGAACCCUUCCUCAUCGACAGGUAUCCCGUCACUAACCGAGACUUCCGGGAAUUUGUGAGAGACCAGAAGUACACGACAGAAGCCGAGCGGUUUGGCUGGAGUUUUGUCUUUGAGGAUUUUGUGCCCGAGGACCUUAAGAAGAAAGUGACGCAGAAGCUGGAGUCGGCUCCCUGGUGGCUUCCCAUCCAGAAGGCGUUUUGGAGGCAGCCUUCAGGUCCUAGAUCUGGCAUCAAGGACAGGCUAGACUACCCCGUGUUGCAUGCCAGCUGGAAUGAUGCCCAGGCCUUCUGUGCCUGGAAAAAGAAGAGGUUACCGUCGGAGGUGGAGUGGGAGCUUGCCGCCCGGGGAGGCUUAGAGAGUACGUUGUAUCCUUGGGGAAACAAAUUCCUGCCCAAUCGCACAAACCUGUGGCAGGGUGACUUCCCCAGGGCGGACACAGCUGAAGACGGCUAUCACGGAGCAUCGCCAGUGACAGCGUUCCCUCCUCAGAACAAUUACGGGCUCUACGACCUCCUAGGAAAUACUUGGGAAUGGACGGCUUCGGUGUAUCAUCCAGACGGGCCUGCAUCCCAUCAACCGGCUCAGGAGAUGCGCGUCCUGCGGGGGGCGUCUUGGAUCGACACCGUCGAUGGGUCGGCCAACCAUAGAGCCCAGGUUGCAACCAGAAUGGGAAACACCCCAGAUUCGGCUUCAGACAACCUGAGCUUCCGUUGCGCCGCCAGCCUUCCCUGGAGGAACCCAAACCUGGAAACCGAGAGCAGAAAAGCGGAGCUCUGAAAGACAACGGCCGUCUUUUGUUCCGUGGAGACGGGUCCUCCUGCGGUUCUGCCAAGACCGAUAAGAACACGAUGUCCAGAGAGAGAAGCAUCGUGGUGUACAGCUGAGCCAAAGAAAAUUGCCCAGUCCCAUGAAAACCUGCCCGGGGAGUAAGUUGCCCUCAAAACAACGGCACCCAUUACCUCCGUACGGCUCUUAAAGGCACUGGUUUGGAAAGGGAUGGGGGUGUCAUAUUUUAGAAGCCAAAUGCCACCGUUAAAUUAAAAACAGACAAAACAACCUGCCAAAAGAGGCCACAUCCAAUAAAUAAAGCACAUUUAUUGAGGCGUCGAAAGAGCGUAAUUUUAGAAAACCGGUCCUUUCCAAUUGUUGGCUGUUAAUAAAUAGUAAUAAAUAGUCCAGAUCCUGGAAAUA
This is a messenger RNA of Pogona vitticeps (central bearded dragon), 1483 nucleotides long. The record is from RefSeq and is a predicted model, not a curated record. NCBI's taxonomy places the organism in Eukaryota, Metazoa, Chordata, Lepidosauria, Squamata, Agamidae.